AUUUCGUGUAGGAAGAAAGCUUCCUGCCUUGGCUGGGGGGCUACGGUUCUUUCGUCGCAGUCGGUGUCGGCUCGGAGGUUGCCGGUGGCCUGGGAAGACCUCGGUACUCUGAGUGUCUGCGCUGUCCUUUGCAGACGCUUCAGCGGAUUCCUCCUCUGGCAGCCUGGCAGCCAGCCUGUGGCAGGAGCGUCCAGAGACAUCUUUGCCGAUCCUAAGGGGUGGAAAAAGUCCUGAGAAGAAUCUCAGUCUCUGAAGAGAAAGAGGAGUCUCUGGCUGACAGUCUCGAGUGGUUUGAGGGGAAGGUGCUACUGAACCCUGAAAGCUCAGCAGAUGACAUGGAGCUGUGCUGAUUCUUUCCGACCUAAGGAAGACAGGAUGUUCCAGUCCAUGAUGUCUGACAACAUCACACAAUCAACUGCCCCGGUGACAGUACUGGAUAAUGUGACAACUUUGUUGCCAACAACAACGCAGGCAAUCAAUGACACCAAUAUCACUGUGCCGCACAAGUGCCUGUUGUUGCUCUAUGAGGACAUUGGGAAGUCCAGAGUCCGCUACUGGGAUCUUCUGCUCCUGGUUCCCAAUGUACUUUUCUUUAUGUUUCUUCUCUGGAAACUGCCCUCUGCCAGGGCCAAAAUCCGGGUCACUUCCAGUCCAAUCUUCACUACAUUCUACAUACUAGUAUUUGUGGUGGCUUUAGUUGGUAUUGCUCGUGCUGUUGUCUCCAUGACUGUGAGUGCCUCUGAUGCUGCCACAGUUGCAGAUAAGAUCCUGUGGGAGAUCACAAGAUUCUUCCUUCUGGCGAUUGAACUGAGUGUGGUGAUUCUAGGCCUUGCCUUUGGUCACCUGGAGAGCAAGUCAAGUGUGAAACGUGUUCUGGCAAUCACUACAGUGCUGUCUCUGGCAUAUUCUGUCACCCAGGGCACCCUGGAAAUCAUGUACCCAGAUGCCCACCUCUCAGCUGAAGACUUCAACAUCUAUGGCCAUGGAGGGAGACACUUCUGGCUUGCCAGCUCUUGUUUCUUCUUUCUGGUCUAUUCUUUGGUGGUGAUUCUUCCAAAAACUCCUCUGAAAGAGCGGAUUUCUUUGCCCUCCAGGAAGAGUUUUUAUGUUUAUGCUGGAAUCCUGGCACUGCUGAACCUGGUGCAGGGCCUGGGCAGUGCUCUUCUCUGUGUGGAUAUCAUAGAAGGAUUGUGCUGUGUUGAUGCAACCACCUUCCUUUACUUCAGCUUCUUUGCACCUCUUAUAUAUGUGGCAUUCCUGAAAGGUUUCUUUGGAUCUGAGCCAAAGAUCCUUUUCUCCUACAAAUGUCAAGUGGAUGAGCCUGAGGAUGUGGAUGUGCACCUGCCCCACCCUUACGCUGUUGCCAAGAAGGAAGGGAUGGAUUCUGGCUUCUACUCAAGCACUCAGAUAGACACCACAGCCUACCUGGAUGAUGUGGCCUCUAUGCCAUAUCACGUGGGCAGCAUCAACAGCAUAGACAGUGACCGCUGGAAAACCAUCAAUGCCUAAAGCAGGGCUGCCUGCUUCACAGGAUGUCUUGUUCCUUCCAAGCUCCCUGAUAUCACAGCUGUUGGGAUGCCCACUGGAAACCUGUCCUUGGCUAUCUGCCGUGACUCUCCACUCUUCCUUAGGAUUUUCUAAACCUAUUGUAGAACUGAGUUGGCAGCCCAAAUUCUGUUGGAAAGAACAUUUUUCAGUCACUAUCUGAGAACAAUCUAAAACAGUUUUGUCCUUAAACCUAUAAACACUUCCUGUUCUGCCGUGUUUCAGAUGUGAAUAUGACCUGGAAGACAGGCAUGCCUGGCACCUCUUCCUUUUCAGUGACAGAAAGCAGUUGUCUGCCACUUUGGGGAGUCGUGGUUAGGGAUGAGGGUGCUGAUUUGACUGCUGUAUUGUACAUAUAUAGAAAGAGCUUGGUAGUUGAAAGCAAAGAUGGUCUUCAUGGGCAUUUUCAAGCUGCAUGGCUGCCUGGGUCUUGUCAUAAUGCAACAGCAUAGGUGGUGAUGGUGUCUGAAGAGAAAAGCUCUUGAAAAAGAGAGUUUGGCUUGUCUCUGGUUUCAGCUAAUGCUGGUGGAAAUAAUGAAUUGCAGUUGCUAGGGGUUGAAAGGAGCAUUCUAAGUGUGUGAGAAGAGAUGUUAAAAGGAGUGAACUGUUCUUCGUGCCCUAGCAGUGUUUUGUGGGGUUGGUAGCUAUCAGCAUAGAUGUGAGCUAGCUGAACAUUAGGGAGGCAAGGACACAGUGCUGCUGUGUAGCUGAGCUGAAGUGGCUGUGAAACAGUCUAUGGAGGCUGUAUUGCUGUGCAUCUGAACUUGCAGGAAAAUAGAAGUAACAACACUGUAUCAAGGCUGAGUUUCAAGAAUAAAAGCUAUGGAAUAGGUGCAUUUUUCACCUACAUCUUCCAUGGCUUUGGCAGGGUUUUGGAGAGUGCUGCAAAGGAGGAAACUGACUCUGCAGAUGAAGGCCCCAGAGAUGUUCAGGUGCUUGAGGCAGAGCAGAAGCUGAGCUGUCAGGAACUCAAACACCAUAGAUGUGCUGGAAUCAAGCUGACUGGUGUUUUAAGUUGGGAGGCAAGUGGGAGAUGGAUGUAUUUCAUUUGGUAGUAUCCCUUCUCUUACAUUGCAGUUCAGAUCCUUGGACUUCUGCUGGUUUGAAUGAGUUUCAUGGCUUGAUAUGUUGAAAAUGAUUAUGUGGAGUGUGGUUCAUUUAAAGACCAUCUGGAACUUCUUACUAACUUCUUCCAUGCUGGAAAGGGAACUAAUGUUGUCUGAGCUGUCUAGAAUGCAGUUUCAAGACAUGAUGUUCCAAUCCAGAGACUGUUCAGCUCAGAGCUGUAUCAGGCUGGUUUCUGGGACAUAAUGUACUCUCCAAGGAUGAGGAGGUGUAUUCCUCUAGCUUUGGGGGUGCUUUCCUACCUGAGUCCUCCAAGUAGGUGAAGAUCUGCUGUAAGCAAUAGCAACUUCCCACUAGACAUGGUAGAAAGUGAGAAUUUGAAAUGUCUGGGACUGUGUAGAUCUCUUGUCCCAACUCACUGCAUUUCCUGAAGAAUAUUGAGGUAAGUUUCUGACAAAUUGUCAUGCAGAGUGCAGUGUAGAAUUGUUAGUUUGGAUCAUGAGCAGGUGGGGGAAAGCACUGGCUACCAGGGUAAGAACAUGAAGUUCAUAUUGGUUGCCAAAACUAUGCAGGCCCUUUGCUUAUCUUUUUUUUGUUAAUAAGCAAUGCAGUCUCUCUCUUUAGCCUGUGAACUUUGCCCCACAGGCCUCUAAGUAGCACUGGCACCUUGAAAACAAACACCACCACCACCACCCCCCCUUAAAAAAACACUUGACUUUUGAGGGAAAAAAAGGCUUCCAUUUGUGUAAGAGCUGAAUUGUCUCAUGGAGGUCAACAGCCUUUCACACCCCCCCUGCCACGCAGUGACUAUAUAAGGGCUGGAGUAGCAAGUGGCCAGCUCAGCCCUGCCACAUCAGUGAAGUGUUCUGUGCUGCUCCUGUCCCUUGCUGUGAAUCGGCCUGAGCCACACCUGCUCUCCUACUGUGAAAGGGAUGGAUGUGGUUGUCAGAACUGCCCUGCUGCUGCUUCUCGUGCUGCUUACAGCUGAUCUGAGCUGCUGGUAGAAAGCAUGAGGAAAUCUGCAAAGCUUCCCUGGAGUUGGUGGGCCUUGGACAGCGCUGAGGUAUGAAGGUCUUAAAGCAGUUGAGAUACCAAGGAGCAGCUGCUUUUCCAUCCAGAGGAGCAUUGGUGGCUCUCAGCACCCUGACUGAGUGGACUUAUCUGCCCUCCUUGAUGUGAAGAGCAGGUUAUGAAUUUGCCUUUGUAUUGGCUGAAUUGAGUGCUGAAGAAUCACUUGUGUAGGUGGUCAACAUGUUCACCUUUAUCUUUGCUGGCAGGACUCCAGUAUCUCUAGACUGUCCCGUCUUCUGCUGCUGAGGAGCUUCUGUGCUGAUAUGGACUGAUCUUCCUCCUGUUGUGUUUGUAUGUAUAUAUAAUGCAUUAGGCCACAUUCAAAAUGCACCUCAAGCAGAAGUGUUCUGUGUGGAGGGGAAGGGAAAGGGGGGGCAAAAAGAGAGAAAAUACAGAAGAAAUGUAUAUUUUUGUUGGUAAAAUAAAGAAAUAAAAGUAAGUUUGGCAUAAAUGGUCAUGCUUGAUUUCUCAAGUGAUCCAUAUUACAGAGAAAAAAAUAACUUAGUUUUUAAAUCUAUAAGCAAAUAUGGCAGAUAAUAAAGUAACUUGGUGUCCUUU
Molecule: messenger RNA, 4239 nt
Organism: Pogoniulus pusillus (Red-fronted tinkerbird)
Lineage: Eukaryota; Metazoa; Chordata; Aves; Piciformes; Lybiidae
Gene: TPRA1
Product: transmembrane protein adipocyte associated 1
Exons: 12
Coding region: 331-1509 (392 amino acids)
Biological process (GO): G protein-coupled receptor signaling pathway
Cellular component (GO): plasma membrane
Molecular function (GO): G protein-coupled receptor activity
Source: RefSeq, a predicted model, not a curated record